Penicillium taxi is the source of this 1059-nucleotide messenger RNA. RefSeq names its product RNA recognition motif domain-containing protein. Lineage: Eukaryota; Fungi; Ascomycota; Eurotiomycetes; Eurotiales; Aspergillaceae. The coding region runs from base 1 to 1059 and encodes 352 amino acids. Gene Ontology annotation, molecular function: mRNA binding. The transcript is spliced from 4 exons. Gene Ontology annotation, cellular component: cytoplasm; nucleus; ribonucleoprotein complex. The record is from RefSeq and is a predicted model, not a curated record.
AUGUCUUCCGCUGAAGCUGUUCCCGAGGUCGUAGAUGCCGCCACUGUCAACGACACCCCCGCCGUCAACGGAGAUGCUGCCAUCCCUGCUCCUCAGGUUACGGACGCCGCGGCCACUAGUGCGGAUGAGGGCCGUCGCCUCUACAUUGGCAACCUGGCCUAUGCUACCACCGAGGAGGAACUGAAGGAGUUCUUCAAGACCUACACCAUCGAGAGCACCUCGAUCCCCGUCAACCCCCGCACCAACCGUCCUGUUGGCUAUGCAUUUGUCGAUCUCGCCACUGCCACCGAAGCUUCUGCCGCCAUUGAAGAGCUCUCUGGCAAGGAGAUCCUCUCGCGAAAGGUGUCGGUGCAGCUUGCUCGCAAGCCGGAGUUCACUGAGGCCAAGGAUGGUGCAAGUGGCGGCGAGGGAGCCAGCGGCACUGAGGGUCGCAAGCGCGCCGGCGGUCGGGGCCGAGGCCGUGGUCGUGCUCGUGGCCGUGGCGGACGUGCUUCUCACGGUCGCGAGAGCCAGGAAGAGACUGAUACCCCAGCUGUGGCUCAGGCUCCCCAGACAGAGACCGCUAAAGAGAGCGACGAUACUACCACCGAGGGAGCCAAGCAGGCCAAGCCCCGCGCUGCACGCCCUCAGAAGCAGCGUGGACCCCCUGAGGAUGGUAUUCCUUCUAAGACCAAGGUCAUGGUUGCUAACCUUCCCUACGACCUGACCGAGGACAAGCUUAAGGAGAUUUUCGCUGAGUACAACCCGGUUUCCGCCAAGGUCGCCCUUCGCCCAAUUCCCCGUUUCAUGAUCAAGAAACUCCAGGCCCGCAAUGAGCGUCGCAAGACCCGCGGUUUCGGUUUCGUCAGCAUGGCUACUGAAGAGCUCCAGGCCAAGGCCGUCAACGAGAUGAACGGCAAGGAGAUUGAAGGCCGCACCAUUGCCGUGAAGGUCGCUAUUGACAGCCCCGGCAAGGAGGACGAAGAAGUCAAAGAGGCCAGCGAGGAGUCAAAGCCCUCUACUGAGGAGAACACUGCUCCCGCCGUCGCUGCCGUUGAGGCUACCACCGUUGAGGCUUAA